Xyrauchen texanus (razorback sucker) is the source of this 507-nucleotide messenger RNA. RefSeq names its product ferredoxin 1b (gene fdx1b). Bases 1 to 507 code for a protein of 168 amino acids. The transcript has 4 exons. Gene Ontology annotation, molecular function: 2 iron, 2 sulfur cluster binding. Gene Ontology annotation, biological process: P450-containing electron transport chain; positive regulation of oxidoreductase activity. NCBI's taxonomy places the organism in Eukaryota, Metazoa, Chordata, Actinopteri, Cypriniformes, Catostomidae. Gene Ontology annotation, cellular component: mitochondrion. The record is from RefSeq and is a predicted model, not a curated record.
AUGGCCUAUCAUGUGUGUGUCAGGAGUUUUCUCCGUUCAACUUCUGUUCUCCUGUGCCAUUUAGGAUCCACCAGGAACCAUCCACGAGUUCUUCACACAGUACCCAAACUCUACUGUCAAUCUCAGGAAAAUGGUUCCUCUGGCUCUAAAGUGCUGGUUCACUUUUUAAAUCAGUCGGGGGUGAAAAGAAGUGUGUUUGUCACAGAGGGAGAGACUCUUCUAGAUGUUGUGAUCAAGAAAAAUCUUGACAUCAGUGGCUUUGGAGCAUGUGAGGGUGCUUUAGCUUGUUCCACAUGUCACCUGAUAUUCGAGGAGAGUGUGUAUGACAAACUGGAGCCAGUAGUGGAUGAAGAGAUUGACAUGCUGGAUCUGGCCUAUGGACUCACCAAGACAUCUCGUUUAGGGUGUCAGGUGACAGUGGAACGCUGGAUGGACGGCAUGACAGUCCGUGUUCCGCAAGAAAUCAAAGAUCGACGAGGAUCACGAGAGGCCAUUGGCAGCAAAUGA